Messenger RNA from Aquila chrysaetos chrysaetos, 1142 nucleotides. It is a transcript of the gene DUSP13B, whose product is annotated as dual specificity phosphatase 13. NCBI's taxonomy places the organism in Eukaryota, Metazoa, Chordata, Aves, Accipitriformes, Accipitridae. Gene Ontology annotation, biological process: protein dephosphorylation; negative regulation of MAPK cascade. The transcript has 4 exons. The coding region runs from base 305 to 931 and encodes 208 amino acids. Gene Ontology annotation, molecular function: MAP kinase phosphatase activity; protein tyrosine/serine/threonine phosphatase activity. The record is from RefSeq and is a predicted model, not a curated record. Gene Ontology annotation, cellular component: cytoplasm.
CGCGGCCCCAGCAAGGCCGGCCGGGUCACAUCUGCUUACACCACCUGACGAUCGGCCUCUUUCAAAACUCGGCCUCCCGCUGCUGCCGCCCUCCAGUUGCCUCCCUCUGGCUGAUGCUUGCAGGUCCAAAGAGGGUAGGGGGUUACGGUUUAUAAUUAACACUAUUAAAAAUAGACUUUGAAUAAGUUGAACACAGAGAGGCUAGAAAGCUGUUGUGCAACUGGCACGUUAGGAGGAAACCGAGUGGUAUCAUUCAAACAAAGGUAAUCCAAGACAGCGCAGCGCGGGAGCUUCCACUACCAGGAUGGCCUGGGACUCCCUGUGCGGCGGGGACUUACUGCGCCCCAAGAUCAGAAGCGCCUCGAGCCGGACACCUGGCAGCCAGGGCAGAGCCCGAACACCCUCCCUGGAGGAGCUGCAGCGCCUGCUCUGGACACGCGCGCACCCCACGGGGCACGUGGACGAAGUCUGGCCAAACCUUUACGUGGGAGACCUGUACGUCGCUCGUGACAAAGCGCAGCUGAGUCGAAUGGGCAUCUCCCAUGUUGUGAAUGCCGCUGCCGGGCGAUUUCACAUCGACACUGGACCCAAGUUCUACAAAGACCUGCCUGUGGAUUACUACGGAGUAGAAGCAGAGGACAACCCAAACUUUGAUCUCAGCAUUUACUUCUACCCAGUUGCUCAAUACAUAAGAGCAGCACUGAAGUCCCCAAGAGGGAAAGUACUAGUUCACUGUGCAAUGGGAAUCAGUCGAUCUGCAACUCUCGUCCUCGCUUUCUUAAUGAUCUGUGAAGAUAUGUCCCUCGCUGAAGCAAUUCAGACUGUGCGCUCACACAGAGGGAUCUGCCCCAACUCCGGCUUCCUCAAGCAGCUUCGGGAGCUGGACCUCCAGUUAGGAAGGGGGAAAGGCAGAGGAGCAGAGGCCUGCUAGUGCCAAGGGGGCAUGUCUCCUGGCACCGGACCAAGAGAUGCUGCUCGCACCGAAGGCAGUGCAAGGAUGCUGUCAGGACUGCUCUGCAGUUGCACUGAGAAACUCCUUGGGAAUCGGCUGAGCAUGAGCAAGCUGGUAGGAAUUCAGUAUGUAUUUUUUGAAUAAGCCCACUAAUUGGAAAGAAAAUGAAAUAAAGAAGGAUUCAAACCGG